This is a messenger RNA of Erinaceus europaeus (western European hedgehog), 2114 nucleotides long. It is a transcript of the gene HGFAC, whose product is annotated as HGF activator. Gene Ontology annotation, molecular function: serine-type endopeptidase activity. Gene Ontology annotation, cellular component: extracellular region; rough endoplasmic reticulum. Gene Ontology annotation, biological process: zymogen activation; blood coagulation. The record is from RefSeq and is a predicted model, not a curated record. Lineage: Eukaryota; Metazoa; Chordata; Mammalia; Eulipotyphla; Erinaceidae.
AUGGGAUGCGGGGUCUGGGGCGCGGGACCCCUGGCCGGGCUGUGGCUGCUGCUGCUGCCGCUGGGGGCGCCUCCGGGGGCCGGGACGCCGGGGACACCGGCCGGCUGGGUGAGCACGGUCGCAGGCCUGGGCGUCCGGCGGGGGCUGGGGUCGGGGGCCCCGGGCAACCUGGAGGCAGGUGUGGGGCGUCUGGAGCAGGGGCCCCGGCACUGUGUCGGCUCUGUCGGCCCCCAGAACCAGACCGAGCUCCCGGAGCAGAACUCCUCGGCGACCCCUGGGCCCCCCUGGACCCCUGCGGCCUCGGUGGCCCCCACGGGCGCUGCAGGGACGGAAGGGCCCCAUGGGGGGGGGCUCAGACCCCUGUCCAGAGCGGCUCCUUCCGACAGCAGCCCAGGUGGGUCUGGAGGGCUUCCUGGAGGUGGAGUGCUCACGGAGGACGGGCGGCCCUGCAGGUUCCCCUUCCGCUACGGAGGCCGCGUGCUCCACGCCUGCACCUUGGAGGGCGGCGCCCGCCGGACGUGGUGCGCCACCACCCACAACUACGACCGGGACCGGGCCUGGGGCUACUGCGCUCAGGCGUCCACGACGCGGGGCGGCCCAGCGCCCCCGGAUCCCUGCGCCUCGCACCCCUGCCUCCACGGGGGCUCCUGCUCCAGUACCCCGGGCGCCCUGGCCUUCAGCUGCAGCUGCCCGGCCGCCUUCGCGGGUCCUGACUGCGGCUUUGAGAAUUGCUUCGACGAGACGCGCUGGGAGCACCUGGAGGACGGGGCACGCUGGACGCGCGCUCGCGGGGGCCGGGUGGAGCAGUGCCUGUGCGUAGGGGGCCAGGUGACCUGCGAGGACACGCGCCACACAGAGUGCCUGCGCAGCCCCUGCCUCAAUGGCGGCACCUGCCACCUGGAAGUGGCCUCCGGGACUCCCGUGUGCUCCUGCCCCCCGGGCCUGGCCGGCCGCGUCUGCAACAUCAACCCCGCGCAGCGCUGCUUCCGGGGCUCGGGCGCGGACUUCCGCGGCGUGGCAGGUGCGGCUGCGGGGCUGAGCUGCCUGGCCUGGGACUAGCUGCUGGACCAGGAGCUGCACGCGGACGCGGUGGCCGACGCCGCCCUGCUGGGGCUGGGCGCCCACAACUACUGCCGCAACCCCGAUGAGGACGAGCGGCCUUGGUGCUACGUGGUCCGGGCGGGGGUCCUGUCCUGGGAAUACUGCGUCCUGGAGGCCUGCGAGCCCCUCGGCAGGACGCAGCCCGCACCCCGGGUGCCGCCCCCGGAGCCCGGUUCCCGCCCCGCGCGCCCCACCUGCGGCCGGCGGCACAAGAAGAGGCUCUUCCUGCGGCCCCGCAUCCUGGGGGGCUCGGCCGCGCUGCCCGGCUCCCACCCCUGGCUGGCCGCCAUCUACAUCGGGGACGGCUUCUGCGCCGGCAGCCUGGUGCACACCUGCUGGGUGCUGUCUGCGGCCCACUGCUUCUCCGCCAGCCCGGCCCGGGAGCGCGUGUCGGUGGUGCUGGGUCAGCACUUCUUCAACCGGACCACGGCCGUGACCCAGACGUUCGCGGUGGAGAAGUACGUCCCCUACCCGCGCUACUCCGUGUUCAGCCCCAGCGACCACGACCUGGUCCUGAUCCGGUUGAAGAAGAAGGGUGACCGCUGCGCCGUGCGCUCCCAGUUUGUGCAGCCCAUCUGCCUGCCCGAGCGCGCCAGCCCCUUCCCCGCCGGGCACAAGUGUCUGAUCGCCGGCUGGGGCCACCAGGCCGAGGGGCAGAGUGGCUACGCGCCCAGCCUGCGGGAGACGCUGGUGCCCCUGGUGGCAGACCACAAGUGCAGCAGCCCCGAGGUGUACGGGGCAGACCUCAGCCCCAACAUGCUCUGCGCCGGCUACUUCGACUGCAAGGCAGACGCCUGCCAGGGGGACUCGGGCGGACCCCUAGCCUGCGAGAAGGACGGGGUGGCCUACCUGUAUGGCAUCAUCAGCUGGGGCGACGGCUGCGGGAGACUCAACAGGCCUGGCGUCUACACCCGCGUGGACCACUACGUGGACUGGAUCACCGACAAGAUCCGUCCUCCCAGGCGCCCGUCCUGAGCCUCCCGUACCCCAAUUACAGAUGCGCCCCAGCAGCC